AACAUUUGACAGGUGAUCGACAGAGAAACGUGACUAUAAAAAGUAAAACAAAACCAUGGGGCGCCUGGCGAGAAAGAAACAACACAAGGGAGAUAAACCAGUCAAAGAGAAAUACAGAACAAAGAGGAAAACUAAAGACUUGGAUGAAAUCCACGAAGACAUGAAGCCAGGCAAAUCACGGAAACUACUGAAUCAGGAUGUGGAUUUUGACAAACCAGGGGCGGGGCAGUUUUAUUGUCUACACUGCGCGAAGUAUUUUAUUAAUGAAGACUCCUUGAAGACACAUUUUAAAAGUAAACCUCAUAAAAGAAGGUUAAAAGCCCUGUCCAUAGAGCCCUACUCUAUAGAAGAAGCAGAGAGAGCAGGGGGAAUGGGGUCUUAUAAAGUGCCAAAGAAGGUUACCGUGGAAACACAAUCAACAAACAUGGAUACUGAUGACACAUGAUGGACCUAUACUGACUCUUUAUCUGUUACUGUUUGAAAUUAAUAUAAGACUUUAUAUUUUUUGAAAUCCUAAAAUUCUUUUAUUGGAAGGAACUAUAAGAUCAACAGAUCCUUUUAAAAAUAAAACAGUGAAGUUCAAAAAAGGAUGAUUAUUUUUGUUAGGGGGUUGGGGUAUUAAGAUGUUUUAUUAAUUUAUUCAGAUUCACUUACCAAAAAGAUGUUGCGAGUAAAACCAUUCCAGAAUUUUAACUUGCAAUAUUUUUAAUGAGCUUGGAUAUUAAUUAUCUGAAAUUCAUUCUAAAAA
Molecule: messenger RNA, 748 nt
Organism: Saccostrea cuccullata (small rock oyster)
Lineage: Eukaryota; Metazoa; Mollusca; Bivalvia; Ostreida; Ostreidae
Product: zinc finger protein 593 homolog
Exons: 4
Coding region: 56-445 (129 amino acids)
Molecular function (GO): zinc ion binding; nucleic acid binding
Source: RefSeq, a predicted model, not a curated record